CGGCAUGUUUAGGUAUAUUAUAUAUUUAGAUCAAGUGCAUAUCCGUCUUUUUGAAUGCGCAUUCUCAACCUCCAUAGGGUUUACCUACCUUAGGUAAGAUAACUAUUUACGUUUACGUUUACGUCUGAUUUAAGUCGCAUCAUGGCCCGCAAGAAAGCUCUUCUUAUUGGCAUCAACUACUUCGGAUCUGAGCAUGAAUUAAAUGGCUGCAUCAAUGAUGCCGAAAAUAUCAGGAACUUCCUCGUCGAGGAGAGGGGCUUCUCACCCAGCGCUCACGACAUGGUCAUGUUAUCGGAUACCCCUGAAAAUGAUGGUACACCAUUUUAUCCAACGGGCGCCAACAUUUUGGCAGCGAUCAACUGGCUGGUUACCAGAAAUCAGCCUGGUGAUAUACUUUGGCUGAGCUACUCUGGCCAUGGAGCCCAGGUUAGGAGUAAUUCAAGAGAUCGGCCUUCAGGCUUCGAUGAUACGAUAUGUCCGGUUGACUUUGCAGAAAACGGACAGAUUUCGAGCGAAAUAUUGCAUCGAUCGAUCGUCUCCCCAGUGAACCCAGAAUGCCGUCUUACCAUACUCUUUGAUUGCUGUCAUUCCGGCUCGGCCUGCGAAUUGCCUUACGUCUAUCGACCCGACGAAGAUGGCAACGUCAAUAUGGUUGACACCAUCAAGAAAGGAAUCGGGUUGAUUCGCGCAGCCGAGGGACUUUUCGAAAGCGGCUUUUCCAUGUCUAAAGUAGAGGACGCUAAGAUGCUACUUGGCGGUGCCACUGACUUCUUCAACGGACUGCAUCAUCGUCGGAACGAGGAUGUUGAUGAGGAUGGGCUCGCCGUUGAGAAUUACGAGGAGCAUUGGGAGACGGAAGGCAAAGAUGUCUGGAUGUUCUCUGGAUGCGCUGACGAUCAGACCUCUGCGGAUACAUCCAUUGCCGGAGCACCCACUGGUGCCAUGUCUUGGGCUUUCCUUAGGACUCUGAGAGAGAACCCUGAGCAGUCGUAUAUAAACGUCCUCCAGAAUACCAGAGAGGAACUGGCACGGAAGUACUCUCAGGUACCGCAACUCAGCUGCGGCGGCAGAUAUGACUUAGACCAAGUACUCAUCCUAUGAGUUAUCAAUAGAAAAGAGAGCACGAGGUGGAUGAAAAGCGAGGUUAAUCAACCCAAAGCAUUUAGUUUAAGUUGAAAUAAGAAAUAAGCCUCUUAUUUACGUAAUAUUGUAGAGAGUUAUACGCCGUAUACAUGCCUUAUAGAUGACGUAUAGACCUGAC
Daldinia vernicosa is the source of this 1261-nucleotide messenger RNA. Its product is annotated as peptidase C14. Lineage: Eukaryota; Fungi; Ascomycota; Sordariomycetes; Xylariales; Hypoxylaceae. Bases 142 to 1101 code for a protein of 319 amino acids. Gene Ontology annotation, molecular function: cysteine-type endopeptidase activity. Gene Ontology annotation, biological process: proteolysis. The record is from RefSeq and is a predicted model, not a curated record. The transcript has 6 exons.